GUCACAAAAAACAACACGAUCUUGUGCCAAAGGAACAUACCCAUUGCGACUUACAAUUACAAAUUUUUUGCAGGCUUUAUUUAUCAAGAAUGACGCAGACGUUGUUGCUGAUGCUGUCGCUGGCGGCGAUGGCGUGGACGCAGGAACAGUUUACGCCGCUUUGUCAAAGACCAUUCCAGUGGAUUCGAGACCGGAACGACUGUGCCCGGUACUGGCGGUGUGUGUGGGGACGCCCGGUAGAGAUGCCACGAUGCCAUCCAGGCACCAUCCUCUCCGCGAGGCUCAACGUCUGCGUCUUCAUCGGCGGCAUCUGGGACGACUGCGGCAGAGGUACCCCAACGGGAACGGUCGCCCCACCCCCGCUUACCGUGGAGGACCGAUGUGCCCGUGGGGAGACUGUGUUUCCGCACCCAGACCACUGUCAGCUGUACUAUAACUGCAGCCAGACAUACGAGCAUGUCCCCCGAUACUUCAAGCAGUAUUUGCGGGAGUGCACCUACCCCCAGCUGUUUGACGUGAGGUCGAGCCGCUGCCAAGACUUCCAGGAGGUCGACUGUGGCACUAGGGAAGAGACCAUCAAUGCUUGCGAUUACCGUCAAAACUGGUGUCCCGUCUCCCACUGCAUCCCCUGCGCUGUCAACCUCCCGCCGUGUCACGGUCGUCCCGACGGACGCAACCCCUUCCCCGGGAGGGAGUGGAGCCCCUGGUACGUGGAGUGCCUCAAGGGACGAACCAUCACCACCGCACAGUGCACAAGGGACAUUAACUUCCGGGUACCUCAGUUCUUCAGUCUGGAGACAAACAAAUGUAUAAACUUGUUCCGCAUCCCCCGAGAACGUGGGGGUCUCAUGCCCUCGUGUGAUGGUCUGUUUGACGGGACCUACCCCGUGGAGGAAAAAAUACCCGGGGUCUCCUUCAUAUGCUCUGGGGGUAGGUUACUGAACCUCAGAUACUGCCCCGACGGGUCAAGCCAGCGACCAGAGCCCAGAACUUGUGUAUACUCGUAGCGAGGACGUCAGGAAUACGUUCAGAACCAGGAUUGUGAUUCCGUCUCCCACCAACCAAUGCAUAAGAAUAACUUCCGUCGUGUUCUCAACAGUCCGUCGUGUUCUCAACAGUCCAUCGUGUUUUCAUCUGCCCGUCAUGUUCUCAGCUGUCCGUCGUCGUCAACGUUGUAAUGGUCUUUUCUGCCGUUCCUGAUGUACUGAGUCCUGUGAAGUCGUAUUUACUUACUGUGAUCGUUAUCUAAGCUUUCUAAACAGAUGCUGAUGACCCCAUCUUUCUUUUGUGUCAAUAUCCAUGGAUUCAGUUUACAGAAUGUUUCUAAUUUUAUUCGUCCACAAAAAUACAUAGUUGUAAACGAGAGAUCAAUAUUAUUGUUUGUGACCAAAUACGUCUUUUAUGUUGUUGCCGACAUUGCGUACUAUAGAUAGGUGGUAAGAAAGAAUUGUUGCGUUUCUUUAUUGUUUCAGUAUAUAUUGGAUAUCGACUGCAUUCGCAAUGUUAGAGGUAACCAGUUGUUUCGUGUAUGUUCAUUUACUGUUGCCCUUCUCGUGAUAAGUGUUCAAAGAUCCGCUUUCAUUUUGAGUUUUUAGUUUAUGUUCAGUGUGUCUUGUUCAGUGUUCAACAGUCACUGAUCUAUAAGUGUCCUCAAUGUAAGAACAGGCUUCAUUUAAAUCGCUUGUUCACUUUUGGUUGUUCACAUAUUCUGUUCAGAUAUUCUGCUCUCAGCAGUGUUUACUUCAGCGUUAACGUCGGUGUGUAGUGUCUACAAUGUCGUGUUCGCAAGGCAGUGUCACGAUAAGUGUUCACGUCAGUAUCAACAGUAAUAUAUCAACUUCCAGUGCAGUGACAGCAUUGGAAGUAGCUGGUAAAGCAGUGUUCUACCCACAAUAUAUUGUUCACAAGUGUUCACUGCCGCGGACAUUGUUGUGUUCACGUCACUGUCCACAAUACACCGUCCACAGUGUAGUGUUCACGUUAGUGCUAAAAGCAGUGUUCACAUUAGUGUCGAAAACGCAGUGUUGUAAUAGAGCCCACGUUUCCGUUCGAAAUGUAAUGUUCACGAUUCAUGUGUCCUUUUCACUGAUCUCUACUUUCAAUUUGUAUAUAGCAUGUAAGUACUAUGAGCACGAUCAAUUAUAUUGUUUACCAGAUAUCAACGGGGUCAGAUGCACACUAUCCCUGCUAACUGGACGCUGCAACUCUUUGGUAUCAAGUUCAAAUGUAUUGUUUUACGCCGCACUCAGCAAUAUUCCAGCUAUAUGGCGGCGGUCUGUAAAUAAUCGAGUCUGGACAAGCAAUCCAGUGAUCAACAUCAUGAGCAUCGAUCUACACAAAUGGGAUACAAUGACAUGUGUCAACCAAGUCGGUGUGCCUGACCACGCGAUCCCGUUUUUCGCCUCUUAUGACAAGAAUGGGUUCCUGGAGAUCAAUUCUAACUGGGAUCGCAACUCUUUAGAGGGAUUGGGGACAAUUUAUUGAAAUAUUUCGAUUUUAAUGUAAUAUUUUAUGCCAUCCGAGACCAUUCGUGUCAUUUCGGGACAUGUCGAAUGGCGGUUACGGAAAGAGGCGAGGUUUGACGAUUUGAUUUGAUACAGAAAAUUGCCCGUCUCCAGUUAAUCGGUUGGUUGAUUCUGAUGAGGAUGAAAUAGAUGUGUACAUAUUUUGUAGAAUAUGUUUCGUGUAACAUAUAUGUACAUAAUGCUUUCAGAUUUAUUUAUUUCAAUAAAAACCUCUUUACAAUGAA
Haliotis rubra (blacklip abalone) is the source of this 2749-nucleotide messenger RNA. RefSeq lists its product as uncharacterized. Gene Ontology annotation, molecular function: chitin binding. The transcript has 4 exons. Gene Ontology annotation, cellular component: extracellular region. The record is from RefSeq and is a predicted model, not a curated record. NCBI's taxonomy places the organism in Eukaryota, Metazoa, Mollusca, Gastropoda, Lepetellida, Haliotidae. The coding region runs from base 90 to 1007 and encodes 305 amino acids.